GUUCCCCACUUUAGAGGUCGGGUCUGCUCAAUACUCUCUCUUACUCUCGCAGGCAAAGACUCAUAUCCGUGCGGAAUUCUCGCUCCCAGGCUUACGAUGGAGACCUUUCUAUUCACAUCUGAGUCCGUAAACGAGGGUCACCCUGACAAGCUCUGUGACCAGGUCUCUGAUGCAGUGCUUGACGCCUGCCUUGCUCAGGACCCUGACAGCAAGGUUGCCUGUGAAACAUGCACCAAGACUAACAUGGUCAUGGUCUUUGGGGAGAUUACCACCAAGGCCAAUGUGGACUACGAGAAGAUUGUCCGCGAUACAUGCCGCUCCAUUGGAUUCAUUUCUGAUGAUGUGGGUCUCGCUGCUGACAAGUGCAAGGUCCUUGUCAAUAUUGAGCAGCAGAGUCCUGAUAUUGCCCAGGGUGUCCAUGGCCACUUUACAAAGAGUCCCGAAGAUGUUGGAGCUGGUGACCAGGGCCACAUGUUUGGUUAUGCCACUGAUGAGACCCCUGAACUUAUGCCUCUUAGCCAUGUUCUUGCGACUAAGCUUGGGGCUCGUCUUACUGAGGUUAGGAAGAAUGGGACUUGUGCUUGGCUACGGCCCGAUGGUAAAACCCAGGUUACUGUCGAGUACUAUAAUGAUAAUGGUGCCAUGGUUCCGGUUCGUGUUCACACUGUCCUCAUCUCUACUCAGCAUGAUGAGACUGUUACAAAUGAUGAAAUUGCUGCUGAUCUCAAAGAGCAUGUUAUCAAGCCUGUCAUCCCUGAGAAGUACCUAGACGAGAAUACGAUCUUCCACCUUAACCCAUCCGGCCGCUUUGUCAUUGGUGGUCCUCAUGGUGACGCAGGUCUCACUGGGCGCAAGAUCAUUAUUGAUACUUAUGGUGGCUGGGGAGCCCAUGGUGGUGGUGCUUUUUCUGGAAAGGAUCCGACCAAGGUGGACAGGAGUGGUGCGUACAUUGUUAGGCAGGCUGCCAAGAGCAUUGUAGCAAAUGGCCUUGCCCGUAGGUGCAUCGUGCAAGUUUCCUACGCAAUUGGUGUGCCUGAGCCCUUGUCCGUCUUUGUUGACAGCUACGGAACUGGAAAAAUUCCAGACAAGGAAAUCCUCCAAAUUGUGAAGGAGAACUUUGACUUCAGGCCUGGCAUGAUCACCAUCAAUCUGGACCUCAAGAGGGGUGGCAACAACCGGUUCUUGAAAACAGCUGCGUACGGACAUUUUGGACGAGACGAUCCAGACUUCACCUGGGAAGUUGUGAAGCCUCUGAAAUGGGAGAAGCCUCAAUCUUAAAACAAGCUUUGCCUAUCCCGGCUGCUCACUGCUUUGCUUAUCCAUGUUGCUGAAUAAUCCUCAUGUUUCUUGCUGCUACCCUAUAUG
Hibiscus syriacus is the source of this 1365-nucleotide messenger RNA. Its product is annotated as S-adenosylmethionine synthase-like. The coding region runs from base 97 to 1278 and encodes 393 amino acids. The record is from RefSeq and is a predicted model, not a curated record. Gene Ontology annotation, molecular function: ATP binding; methionine adenosyltransferase activity. Lineage: Eukaryota; Viridiplantae; Streptophyta; Magnoliopsida; Malvales; Malvaceae. Gene Ontology annotation, cellular component: cytosol. The transcript is spliced from 2 exons. Gene Ontology annotation, biological process: S-adenosylmethionine biosynthetic process.